GUCGAAAACAAGUUGCCAACUGUCGUUUUCUGCGCUGAAACUCCUGCCUUGCGUCUCUGCAACAUUGAAUUCAAAUUUGAAAACGUAGCUAAAACAAACAUGGCAGACGAAGAGAAUUUACCGUCCGGAUGGGAGAAAAGAAUGAGCCGUAGUUCAGGCAAAGUGUAUUACUUUAAUCACAUCACCAAUGCCAGCCAGUGGGAACGCCCAGUGGGAGACGGCCGUGGAGAACCAGAAAAGGUACGCUGCUCUCAUCUGUUGGUGAAACAUAAUCAGUCACGUCGUCCGUCUUCCUGGAGAGAGCAAAAUAUCACACGUACCAAAGAUGAAGCCUUGGACCUCAUUCAGAAAUACAUCGAACAGAUCAAGUCUGGAGAGGAGAAAUUUGAAAGCUUAGCCUCUCAGUUCAGUGACUGCAGCUCAGCGAAAAACGGUGGAGAUCUUGGAGUAUUUGGCAGAGGUCAAAUGCAAAAGCCUUUUGAAGACGCCUCCUUUGCUCUUAAAGUCGGAGACAUGAGUGGCCCCGUUUUUACCGACUCUGGAGUUCACAUCAUCUUGCGCACUGGCUGAAAAGGGAGACAUCAAAUUCUCUCUCCCUCUCUAUAACCACAUGCAUUCACUGAAACUAACCCAAGCAGGCUUGCCAUUUGUUUAAACUGCAGUCAUCGCCCCACUACGUCAAUCAUACAACCUGCACUGAUAUUUUAGAUGGGAUUAUUUGUUCCAUCUCUUAAGAAGAGGUGUGAUUAUUAAAAUUACUCUGAACAUAAAAGACUUUUCCUGAAGACUUUUAAGCUUUUAUCUAAUAGCAACACUAUGAUGGAAUGAACAGUGCCUGGUGUGGGGCUGAGCCCCUAUAAGCAGAUGCAAGACGAACUUGUAACCUACAUGUGCAUGUCUUCAAGAUGAACCAUUUAUUGUUAGAUUUUGUUUCUUUCUUCUCCAUUACUGUUCUGUGCCAAAGCAGUUCCUAUAUCUGAACAAGGCUUUCCUGAAUUAUAAGUAGGAUGUUUCAAAUGUGCUUAAGAUGUCACACAUUGCUGUAUAUGGAGAAUAAGAUGUUAUUUGGGUUUUUUUCUGCACAUUCUGGACUUUCUUCCACAUUCUAAAGCUAACAAUUUGUUAAUCUAAAAUAAUACAUUAGAAAGUCCAUGUUUAAUUUAAAAAUGGCAUUGAAAGCUUGUAGGUUUUAACUUGGGGUCCCACAGCUUUUAUAAGCAUCAAUAUUCAUAUUAUUUGUUGACACUGUAACUGGGAAAUAAACUAUAAAUACAACA
This is a messenger RNA of Cyprinodon tularosa, 1277 nucleotides long. RefSeq names its product peptidylprolyl cis/trans isomerase, NIMA-interacting 1 (gene pin1). The transcript is spliced from 5 exons. Bases 100 to 570 code for a protein of 156 amino acids. The record is from RefSeq and is a predicted model, not a curated record. Gene Ontology annotation, molecular function: protein binding; peptidyl-prolyl cis-trans isomerase activity. Lineage: Eukaryota; Metazoa; Chordata; Actinopteri; Cyprinodontiformes; Cyprinodontidae. Gene Ontology annotation, cellular component: nucleus; cytosol.